CGUAGGAACAAUCGAGGAGACUCUACCACAAUCUCGGUCAGGUUGGCGUCGUCGAGAUUGUGUUACGCGGCUCGAACAAGCCAUGGACAUCGGCCGCCAGGAUUUCUCGCUAAGCGGACCCGCGAAUGAGAAGCGUCGAACGCCCCAUGCUCCAAGAGAAGUGGCCGCCUGAAAGUGGAAUAUCUCCACUCGGCGCCAUCCUCUGUUUUCCUCACUGAACAUCACACGCACACACGACAUGGCUGGAAACAUUCAACGCAACGAGCUCCGCGGUGACAGUGGCGUCACCGUCACUGACUCGUCCCAGACCUUCAAGAAGCCGUACCAGACGGUCGGCAGACCAGCUGUCGUUGAAAACCUCAACGACCAGUACGUGCGGGAUCCUCCACAGGUUCGUUGUUGCCGAGUUUAUAGCCGUGUCUAAUACUAAGUUCUAUCGAGGAGGAUCCCGAGCAGGUGUCGCGAGAGCAGGUCCUGGGCGACGAGUUCGGUGGGCG
Molecule: messenger RNA, 497 nt
Organism: Phanerochaete carnosa HHB-10118-sp
Lineage: Eukaryota; Fungi; Basidiomycota; Agaricomycetes; Polyporales; Phanerochaetaceae
Exons: 3
Coding region: 239-424 (61 amino acids)
Source: RefSeq, a predicted model, not a curated record